Messenger RNA from Ilex paraguariensis (yerba mate), 1390 nucleotides. The record is from the annotation of a GenBank genome assembly. NCBI's taxonomy places the organism in Eukaryota, Viridiplantae, Streptophyta, Magnoliopsida, Aquifoliales, Aquifoliaceae.
AUGUGGAUGGUGUUGAGUAUAUUAUCCUCUCUCAUUCUCUCUUUAGAACACAUCAUAACCGAUUUCUUUGGUUCUCCGUUAACGGUCACUCCAUCUGACUCCAUGGAACUCUCCCUCCUCCUUUACCAGCCUUCCAAACCCUUGCUCCAUUGCCAGUCACUCAUCUCUAUUUCCAUCUCAAGGAAGAGGCUCCCCAACAGAAAUGCAUCUCUGUUGCCAUGUCGCUGCUCAUCAACUUCCUCAGGGGCCACAGCAAAACCGGAAACGAUAUCAUUACAACAGGAGGGAAGGAGGGCAUUGUUGGGUUGUUUUCUCGCUGCAGCUGCUGGGAUUUGUGUUUGCGAUGUGGCUGGUGCUGUUAGCUCAAGUAGAAGAGCUCUUCGAGGAUCAAAAAUACCUGAGAGUGAAUAUACAACUCUCCCUAAUGGUCUAAAGUCAGUAUAGUACGCUGACCUAUAUCUUUCACAUAUUUGACUUUCAUGUAGUUUGUUUCCACAUACCUUUGCCUUGCUAUGUUAACAAAUAUGUGUGUGUGUGCGUGCACGAAUGCUUAUUUAUUUACAUAUUUGGUUCAUAAUAUCUUCCAAUUUUUUGCUUUUGGUGCUUUAGACUCUUUAUGUUGUAUGUAAUUGUAUCUCCUUACAUGUUGUGUCUGGCUUCAAUUUAAGAAAUGUCUUUCUAUUUCAACACUUUCAAAAAUUCUUAAGGAUAAAAUUUGUUCUUAGCAUGGGAUUUCCGAGUUGAAAAUUAUAUGGUUUUGCAUAGCAUAUAUAAAUUUUUCAAUGUUUCAACUCGUUACCUUCUAAUUUUGGUGUUAUUUUAUUCAUGACUUUCCUUCUAGAGGCAGUAUUUACAUUUGUGCAUAUGUUCCCUUAUUUUUCAAGAAGAAAAUAUUUACUCUUUUAAGUUUUUUAUGGCAAUAUUAUUCAGGUAUUAUGAUUUGAAGGUUGGAGGUGGACUUAAAGCUAUGAAAGGAUCUCGCGUUGCAGUACGGUUGUGGCCCAGUUAAAUUUUUGAUUUCUGGCUGCAUGGUUUAAACUUUCUAGAAGCACAUAUGUAACCAUAAAAUGUGGAUACUGAGCUCUGUAAAAAUUCAUUGACACGCACUGACUUAGUUCAGGAUAUCUGUACUUCUUCCUUAGAUUCGUUUCUGUUUGCAAAUUCUUGCCCUUUAUGGUUUCUUUCAUUUUUUCCCGAAAAUGUUGAUAAUUGUUCUCUUACAUUUGAAGUGUUCAUAAUUGAAUCUUCUGAAAUGACAUUCAAUUGCUGUUAGGGCCUUCCUUUAAAUCAGUACAUUAUGUUUCAAAAACGAAUGUAAAUACUGAAGAAUUUCGACUGAGAGAAGCUCAAAAAGACGUCUUUUACUCCGGGAUACACGCUUAUGUUCGCC